GGGGCCCGGCGCCUCCCGCCCCGUAGCCCUGCGCUCACCUUGGGCGGGGAGAGGAGGUGGUGUUCGGCUGCCUCGAGGGUUGAAUCGCCCCUGGGCUGGAAGGAGGUAGCUCCUGGAGUGGCAAUAGUGGAACUGUUCUUCAUUGGCUCCUGUUCUGAGAGAUCAACUAUGGAACAUGCUGAAGUAGAUGAAGUAUGUCUUGAGCAAACCCAGAAGUAUUGUGUGGAGAGACCAAUAUAUAACCAAGAGAUCUUGGAAAGACAGCUGCACAAACGAGAAAGAACACCUCAGACUUUAAGGCAGAAGAUUGCACAUUCUUGUCGUUGUUCUUCUAAGAAAGCCAAGUCUCAUCUUUACAGUUUCUUACCAAUUUUAAAAUGGCUUCCCCAUUACCGAGUAAGGGAAUACUUAUUAGGAGACAUUAUCUCAGGUAUAAGCACUGGGGUUAUGCAGCUUCCUCAAGGUUUAGCCUAUGCUAUGCUGGCAGCUGUUCCUCCAGUAUUUGGCCUAUAUUCUUCAUUUUAUCCUGUCUUUCUAUAUACCAUUUUUGGAACCUCCAAGCACAUAUCCAUAGGCACCUUUGCUGUGAUUAGUAUGAUGGUUGGAGGCGUUGCUGUGAGAGAAGUGCCUGAUGAAGUGAUUUCUAUAGGCUAUAAUUCUACUAAUGUUACACAUACCCCUGAAUAUUACAAUGAUAGGGAUGCCAAGAGGGUACAGGUAGCUGUGACUCUCGCCCUUCUUACAGGAAUCAUCCAGCUGUGUUUAGGUCUCCUUCGAUUUGGAUUUGUAGCCAUCUAUUUAACGGAGCCUCUAGUACGAGGAUUUACUACUGCUGCUGCAGUUCAUGUCUUCACUUCCCAAUUAAAGUAUUUACUUGGCAUUAAGACUAACCGAUACAGUGGAUUCCUCUCAGUUGUAUAUAGCAUAGCUGCUGUGCUUUCAAAUAUAACAACAACCAACAUAGCUGCAUUGGUUAUUGGAUUAACAUGCAUUGUUCUACUGUUUAUUGGCAAGGAAAUCAAUCUCCGGUUUAAAAAGCAGCUCCCAAUUCCUAUUCCUAUGGAGAUCAUUGUGGUAAUCAUUGGCACAGGAGUUUCUGCUGGAAUGAAUCUGAAUGAGUCAUACAAAGUGGAUGUUGUUGGGAAUAUUCCUCAAGGGUUACGUCCACCAGCAGUUCCAGAGAUUCAGCUCAUCCCAGCAAUAUUUGUGGAUGCAAUAGCAAUAGCAAUAGUUGGAUUUUCAAUGGCUGUAUCAAUGGCCAAAAUCUUUGCCCUUAAACAUGGCUACACCAUUAAUGGGAAUCAGGAACUUAUUGCCUUGGGAAUAUGCAACUCUGUGGGGUCAUUUUUCCAAAGCUUUUCAGUCACUUGCUCAAUGUCUCGGAGUCUUGUUCAGGAAAGCACCGGUGGGAAAACACAGAUUGCAGGCACUCUCUCCUCAAUUAUGGUUCUGCUGGUAAUUGUGGCUGUUGGAUACCUCUUUGAACCGCUUCCGCAGACAGUGCUAGCUGCAAUUGUCAUGGUGAACCUGAAAGGAAUGUUUAAACAGUUUGGAGAUGUUGCACACUUCUGGAGAACCAGUAAGAUUGAACUGGCCAUCUGGGUGGUAGCUUUUCUGGCUUCUCUUUUCCUGGGACUAGACUAUGGUUUGCUUACUGCAGUAGCAUUUGCGAUGGUAACCAUUAUUUACAGAACACAAAGCCCUCAAUACAGAAUCCUUGGUCAGAUUCCUGACACUGACAUCUACUGUAAUGUGGAAGAAUAUGAAGAGGUAAAAGAAUACCCUGGAAUAAAAAUCUUUCAAGCUAAUGCAUCACUUUAUUUUGCCAAUAGUGAGUCAUAUACAAGUGCACUGAAGAAAAAGACUGGAGUGGAUCCUUGUGCAAUAUUAGCAGCAAGGAAAAAAGCCCGGAAGAGGCAUGCCAGGGAAAUCAAGGCAGCAAAUAAACUCAAAAAGCAAGCUGUGCUGAAAUUGGUCAACUCUUCGACUAACGAUGUGGAAGCAAAUGUAAAACAUGAGAUAGCAAAUGAUGAGUUACCUGUAAAUGGAAAAUUUGCAUCUGCAGAUGCUAGUGUACAAGAUACAUCUCCUGAUGAACAUGAACAUUUUGUGGAGCCCAAAGCAAACAUCCACUCUUUAAUUCUGGAUUUCACCCCAGUGAACUUUGUGGAUUCAGUUGGAGCAAAAACACUAAAAUCAAUUAUAAAAGAAUACAGAGAAGUUGGUGUCUGUGUCUGUAUUGCCAGCUGCAGUGGCCCUGUUAUGAAUGAGCUGACAAGACUGGAUUUUUUUGAUAACACUGUAACGAGAGAGGUGCUGUUUCACAGUAUUCACGAUGCUGUCCUGGCUUGCCAAGUGAAAGACAGGUCUGCUUCACAAGCUGACUGACCUCUGCAGAGUGGCAUCGAGCAGGAUGGAAGCCAGAUUUAUGCUGAUGGAGACUCUUUCUGAAUAUUUAAUUUGCACAAAAGGUUUAAAGAAAGCCUGAAGCUGUUUGUAUUUACGGGUAUAGAGUGAUGCUUAUGUUCUAUAGGAAGAGCAGAUAAGGAAGUGGAAGCCUUCAUGCUCUUGAUUUUAUUCCUUCAAUCAGGGUAUAGCCUUCCAAUGGCAUACAAGCAUCAAAUUAUGCAAGACAAGAAAAUUCAGUGUGUUUUGCUACAAUCAGGAUCUGACAGAUACAGUGACAUUCCGAUUCCCGUUGAGAAAAUGGGCACUUUAACUCAAUACAAGGUGGGAUCUUGCAGGAAUUAACUGUUCUGCAACUACGAUGCACUGUCCCAGUGUCUUUAAAGAACUUUCUUAGCUGACUUUUAAAGCCUGAUGUCAACAUCUGCAUACAACAGUCAUACAAAGUCAUACAAAUUACAACAGUCUGCCAGCCAGAUUAGUGAAUUCACACUGGGGGCAUUUAGCUGCUGCUCUUUUUAAACCUGGAUGGUACAAUUAGCUUGGGUUUUUUAGAUAUCUAACCUGUCUCACCUAAACUCUUCACUGAAUGUUUUCACUCUAAGUGAGCUUCAAAUAGAAGUUCAUCAUUUAAUUAGUACAUUGUCAAUACAGUACUUUCACUGCCAAAACACAGUUAUGCUUUCUAGAAAAGACUAUGCUUGAUUUUGAGCUAAAAUUAGUUUAGCUUCAAAGUUUGAAGACAAAACUGGUUGAAAGCAUGAGUGAAGCUUAUUGAAAUUACAUUGAGAACUGACGCCCGAUGUGCAGUCUCUUAAGUGGAAUAAAAAUGCAGACAAGGUCUAAAGUCUCAGUGGUGUGUCCCCCCCCCCCCCCAAAAAAGGUACUUUUGUGUUGCCUGAGACAGCUUCCUGCCAGCAGUGCUGCUUCUGCCUUCAGUUUUUAAGUGCUUUGAGAAACAGAUUUCGAUAGAACUCGGAAAUGUUACAUUUGGGGUUUUUAAAAGGAACAGUAGUGUGGGUUUACUUCUGCUGUCUGCACAGCCCGGCUGCUGGGGUACUGCGUAACUUCAGGUGUGAGAUGAAAGCCAUGCAAAUGUAGUUCAAGCAAACAAAAAGAACUCUUCAAUGCUUCUAUUCCCUUAACAGCAAUCACUGUGAAUCUGAGCAAGGGUAGGAACCUCAAGGUGUUUCUUUCCAGAUUAUUUCAACAGCACAGGGGAAGCAGAGCAUCAGUGACAUUUCCUUUAGCACCCCCAAAUCAAAGGUCCUGUGCAUAAGGCAAUUCAGAUGACUUCCCCUCUUCUGAAUGCAGAUCUUACUUAAUAUUUUCAUUUUGCUUCAAGCUCUGUUGCAAUUAGGGCUUGCUUCAGGUAAACCAGGUUUCCCAAGAACUGGGGGCAGUCAGGGAAGAUGUUUUAUUUCCUCAGACUCCCUACCAAUAGGGAUUGGAAGCUUUCUGCAUCAGAAAUUACUGCUUAGCUGGAGUUCAAAGGAAGAAUUCAGUACAUGUUAACACAUCGGGUGUGCUUAUUUAAACAACUUUUGGUACAUUUUGUAAUGUUAACUAGUCUAACAAGCCUUUGUACCUACAGUAUAUUUUUCUACUUUCAGCUUAUUGCAGCUUCAGUUUUUAACUUAUAGUCUCUUCAUGUCAAAACUGUGUCAACUUCCAAAAUAAAGUGAUUAUGCCUUGCCAGAGUA
Molecule: messenger RNA, 4109 nt
Organism: Melopsittacus undulatus (budgerigar)
Lineage: Eukaryota; Metazoa; Chordata; Aves; Psittaciformes; Psittaculidae
Gene: SLC26A5
Product: solute carrier family 26 member 5
Exons: 19
Coding region: 169-2388 (739 amino acids)
Biological process (GO): transmembrane transport
Cellular component (GO): plasma membrane
Molecular function (GO): oxalate transmembrane transporter activity; secondary active sulfate transmembrane transporter activity; chloride transmembrane transporter activity
Source: RefSeq, a predicted model, not a curated record